AUGUCCGAGCUUCAGUCCAUCAGGCUUACCACAAAGCCCCAGGCUCGUAUACUUUACCGCCUCUACCAGUCCACAUCAACAGAGGCGCCGCAGCGCAUUGUUGUGUUCCUGAAUGGCCUCAUGCUUCCCCAGGCGGGGUGGGCACCGGCCAUCGCGGAGCUGCAGGAUAUGUAUCCAGGUGGCGGUCUGCCCCCAAUGAUCACAUACGAUCGGUUUGGCCAAGGUCAGACGACUGAUCGGGAUCCGUUGGAUGAGACUGCUCCUGAUCCAUCCCGCGGCCAUGACUGCGCUUCCGUGGUGGCAGAUCUGAGGCAGCUGCUUUCGCAGAUUACCCGAGAGAAGCUGAAUAUCCCUCACCUGGACGAUGUUGCAGUUGUGUUUGUCGCCAAUUCGAUUGGCUGCGCUUUGGCCCGGCUUUACGCACAAUCAUACCCCGGCACAGUGGUCGGGUUGCUUCUUCUGGAUAGCAUCAUUGCCAACUCGGACUUUGUCUCCAUGUUCCCAGAUCCCGAUGCUGCGGAGUUCGACCCUGAAGCUCUCCCAGACGGAGUAACACCUGAAAACCUCAGGGAGGUUCGCAGUCUGGUUCGCCAAAUCUUCCAUCCAAGCGUCCCCAACGCCGAAAGUCUUGACAGGAGGAAUCUGGCUUCGCUUCUACCGGAUAGUGAUGCACCCAAACCCCAGGGCCCGAACGAGCAGCAGCCUUUCGUCAGGGUUGUCGGGCACGACUUCGAGAAAUUCGUCGACGAAUGCGAAAAGUCCGGCUGGCCGAAGCCGGUGACUAGAACGUAUACCAAUCCUUACUGGCAACGAUAUAAUGAAGGUCUCGUUAAAAUUACGGCGCCCGAGAGAGCCCAAGGCCCAGUGCAGGCACCUCAUUCUGGGCACUUUGUGCAGAGAGAUAACCCGCGGUUUGUUGCGCAGGAAAUAAAAGGAUUGCUGGAUGAUAUCUCGAAGACAAGUUAG
Clonostachys rhizophaga is the source of this 966-nucleotide messenger RNA. NCBI's taxonomy places the organism in Eukaryota, Fungi, Ascomycota, Sordariomycetes, Hypocreales, Bionectriaceae. The record is from the annotation of a GenBank genome assembly.